AGCCGUUGUGGCUCAAGGUUUCUUGGGCCAUGCAGGCUCAGCGAGGCCGGAUGGCCAAGACAGGGGCGCCCGCAGCAGUAGCAGCCAUGGAAAGCCAUUCGCAUCUCAAUGCGGAAGAGCUGCUCUACAGGAUGAAUGGUUAGCUAUUGCGGCUGCUAGCUCAGCAUGUUGGUGGUUCCCCUGAGGGCAUUGCCACUGCAGCCCGUCAGUUACGUCGCGAUGGGAAACUCAGCGGGAAGAUCUGCAAUAAUAUCGUCAUGGUGGACGAGGCGUACCACCUCACCCGCCAAAUGACAACGAGCAUUCGAAGGUCAAGGCCGUUCUUUUCCAGGAGGCAGGUGGACCGUUGAGAACGCACAUGUUGCCUCCACUUGUGCGGACUCGCUGAGCGGUGGGGAGUUGCUUGAGCACACCACCAACCAUGGCAGCGUCAGCGACAGCAGCAGUGCUAUGCGUGUCGAGGUCCUCAUCAACGGGGACGACGUCCGUGAGCAGUGCGCCCAGGCGGUAGAUAUGGACCCGCUCAUGUACGAUGGGAUUUGGACCGCCUGCACGAACUGCAAUCGGUCACGGUAGAGACGCGAGCCGAUGUUCUUUCAAUUUGGGGUCAAUCGGUUGCUGGGCCAGGAUCUAAAGAAAUCCAGCUUACCAGUGUGGAUUUCGAGUACCCCCCGCGCCCGAUGGGAAGCGACGGGCCCACAGAGGAGGUGAAUAUCACGCAGACUGAGGAGGAGCAUAACCCUUUCACGGACCAUCCUUCGCAGUACCAUGUCAUGGUUUCAGAGCGCGAGAAGAAUGCGAAGUUGAUGCGCGUUCUGCGUUCUACAACUUAUCAUCGGGCGGUCGUGUUGGUUUGGUCGAACAGGCGAGCCAUGGCAUUGUCAGAGGUCCUUCGGGAGCUCAAAUUUGACGCUCGCUCCAUGUAUUCUGUUGAGGGUUCCCAUCCAGACUCCGAGUCGGACGGCUCAAUCCAAGCGGUGGUGCAGAGCUUUGGGCCCGAGGCGGGCAUUCUGGUGGCGUUGGCAGAAGAUCGGGCCCUGACAUCAGAUAUCAUCAGGCCGAACCUGCUCAUCAACUACGACAUGCCUGAUGACGCAGAAUCCUAUCUGGGUCGCGUAGGCCCCAAGGGCCACGUGAGCUUGGACGGGGUGGUCAUUUCCUUCGCAGCCAGUUCUGACGCCGCGGUGCUACUGGAGAUCCAGGAGGAAAUGCCUGUGAACAUAGUGGCUUCGCCACCCAGUUCAGCGCCGGCGUAGGCUACGGCAAGAGGUUGUGAUGGGCAGCAGCAUGGAGUGACAGCGAGGGGUGAGAGGGUGGAGAGCACUUGCAUCCCGCUGCCUUGGAUGCCCAUCGGUAGCUGUCUGCUGCUGAGUGCUAGAAUCUCCAGCUUCCCCUUCUUAUCCGACCUUAUCCCUCCACCCCUUCCAGAGUUUUCAGCACUCUGCUAGCCCUCUCUGGGGGAGGUGGGGGAGCGGAGGAUUUCGAGUGUUAUGGUGCGUGCGUGUGUGCGUGCUGUGCGUGGGAGUUGCGCGUGUUUUAUCGGAGGGGGGGGGUUCCCCCCCCAUCCUCCGCAGCUGUCGUGCACGCCUGGGAAACACCUAGCUACGACAUAUUGCCCUAACGGCGCUGGCUUCUUUUAGGGCAGCAGUGCUUCCAGCCAGUCCAGAGAGCGAGGCUGUCGCGCUCGGAUUUUCCGGGUUCUCUAUUCAAUUUUACUCCAGCCUUAUCCUAUGAUGUGGGGUCUCUUCGCUGCUUAGGUUUAGCCCCCCUCCAGUCAGGGUGCAAAGUUAGCGGAACCACGCUCAGCAUCUGCCCAAGUACCCUAGAGCAGUUUCCCACCUUGGAGGAGGGGGGGGGGCGUUGGUCACAGGCGGGGGCAGGAGUGUGGAGGACCCCUUCCCGCUGCUGCGUGGCCCUGUUGUCGACCGCAACUUUGGUCGGGCAGCCCAGAGGCAUCCAUGGCCUCUGCGCCUCCCUUACUCCCUUCACGGGCGGUUUGAGCUGUCUUAGCGUUGUUGCUCUCUAGCCAGCAACCAAUUUCUGAGGGGGCGAUUUCUGAACGACGUGCGUGC
Prorocentrum cordatum is the source of this 2072-nucleotide messenger RNA. The record is from the annotation of a GenBank genome assembly. NCBI's taxonomy places the organism in Eukaryota, Dinophyceae, Prorocentrales, Prorocentraceae.